AUUGAGGAAACCCUGGCGCUUACAAAUUAAACUUCCAUAUUUAGUUUCUUGAAACAGUUUCUCAUUCUUCUUUUAUUACACUUUGCAAUGAAAUUACCAACAAAAUGAGGAGCAAUGUUACUACACAUGAGAAUGCGAAGAAGACUAGGAAGGUUUCUAAAGGAACAGAGAGGACGGCUUUACAUUAUGAGAAGAUGUGUAAUCAUUCUUCUUUGCUGGCAUGACUAAUUAAUGCCAUGUCAAAUUGUCAUUGUGCAUGGAUGAGCCGAAGAUGAAGAGUCAAACUUUUUUAAGCCUCGAUAGAUAGAGUUAUUCGAUACCUUGUUAGGUGUUUGUUCUGAUUUUCUUACCAUAUUUGAUUUUUAUAUUUCUUGAAGGAAGGACAAUAUAUUUACCGUAAUUGAUUUUACCUUUUACAAAGAGAAAAAUAUAAUUCUUCUAUAUUUGACUAAUUCUUUUUCUCGGUGAAAAUAUUUUGGACUUCUAUAAAUUAAGGAUCAUUCCUUCUCAUUUAGUAACAUCCACAAUGUAGUCCUUAAGAUUUUUGAGAGUCUUGUUUAGGAAUAAAAAUUGCGAGACAAGUGUUAUGUUAUCACUUGUAUGUACCUCUUUGUGAGAUUGUUUUCUCGAUAUUUUGUACUCUUUUUUAUAUAGUUGAUUGCUCAUCUCUGCCUGUGGACGUAUGUCAAUUAAUCGAACCACGUUAAA
Messenger RNA from Nicotiana tabacum (common tobacco), 708 nucleotides. Lineage: Eukaryota; Viridiplantae; Streptophyta; Magnoliopsida; Solanales; Solanaceae. The record is from RefSeq and is a predicted model, not a curated record.